CUACUAACUCCAGCCGGUUGUAUUUUGGGUGAGAACCCUGACUAUUCGUGUGGUCGUUUUCGCGCUUUCGCAAUUAAAUCGGCUUCGUCAACACAACGACCAUGGCGGCUCCGGGUCCGAAUAAGGACAACAUCAGAGCUGGAUGCAAGAAAUGCGGAUAUCCGGGCCAUUUGACUUUUGAGUGCAGAAACUUUGUGAGAGUUGACCCCCAAAAAGACAUUGUUCUGGAUGUAAGUAGCACCAGCACUGAGGAGAGUGAAGAAGAAGUCCUGGGUCGAAGUGGGCAAGGUCGUCGAGACUCUUCAGAUGGUGACCACAGAAAAGAGAAGCACAAGCAGAAGAAGAACAAAGAAAGAAAAUCAAGAAAAAGAUAUUCUUCACCAUCAAGUGAUGAAGAAGCUACCAGGAAGAAAAAGAAACGUAGCAGGUCUCUUUCCGCGUCUGAUGAUGAAGAGCGACAGAAGAAAAAGAAACUGAAAAGCCACAAGAAGAAAAGUAAGAAGAACAAACGGGAUCAUGGGAAGCAUAAAAAGAGACACCGGAAGAAGAAGCAGGAAAGCUCCUCUUCCUCCUCCAGCUCGAGUGAAUCAGACAGUGACUGAACUAUGUUCAGGGGUCCUAUUUUUAUUAUGGUUUUUUCCAUUCCAUUAAAUUUUGUUGACAUAACUCAAAGGGGGAAUUGGUAAAAUGAAAUGUGGGAAGAAAAAAGGGGGAGAGCUACACAAGAAGAACUGGUGGCCGUUUUACAGUUUUAAUCAUGGAAAUGUUUUGGGUUAUUUAGAAAAGAUGUAAGCCAUAAAAGGAUCUGCAGAAAAGUUGGACGCAAUGCCCCUCAAUUAACUUGAACAGUAGCUUUUUUUUCCCCAAACUAUCAAACAAGGUUAUCCGAUGGUCGAGAUCAUAUGUUUGACGUUUCUUGACUAUACCUCACAUCAAUACUCGAUAAUCAAGCAACGUUUUUACUUAUUUGUCAGUGUAACCAGUUGUUUAAUAGUUUAUCUCAAAUGGACCGUCAUUUGGAUAUUUGUGAUAAUUAUUGCCAGUGUUGCUGUGUUAAGUCAUUGAAGUGGGAAAACCAAAUAUACACACAUUCCUGCUUUUUGAGCAUUAUCAAGAUAAUGGGAAGGGUCUCAGUGUUUGAAUCUGAAUAUUGUUCACAUUUUAUGGACAAAAAUUACACUUCAUUUAAAAUCAGCUAUUCUGAAUCCCCACUAAGUGAUCAUUUAUACAGCCUUUUUACUAAAAAAAAUCAGUACCUUAAUAACAAUACAAUAUACUGUAUUGCACAAAGGAACAAUUUGGGCGGUAGAUGGCAGCAACAUGCAAUUAUGCAGUCUUCACCCGUCGCACAUUGCCGAUGUGCGAGGCCUCAUUUGAAUAGUUUCUGUGGCUCAUAGUGUGCAACACAGUAAACCCAUAAAAACAGGAUUUUCUGGGUCACUGUCAUGACACUGCUCCCGAUUUUUUCAAGGAGGGUUCUCGAACAUGCUUCUCAAGAGUGUAUUUUACACAACACGUGUACUGUACUUUUAUAAGGUGUUUAGGGAGCCUUGAGGGGAAAAUUAAGUGUAGCAGUCCGCCUAGUGGUCACGUUUAGAACAGCAUUUGCUGGCACACCUCGUUUAAAUCUUCAUUCAAACUGCAUUCAAAUAAAGGAAGACCCACUUGUUUGGUAAAAUGUG
Molecule: messenger RNA, 1682 nt
Organism: Hippocampus comes (tiger tail seahorse)
Lineage: Eukaryota; Metazoa; Chordata; Actinopteri; Syngnathiformes; Syngnathidae
Gene: srek1ip1
Product: SREK1-interacting protein 1
Exons: 5
Coding region: 102-602 (166 amino acids)
Molecular function (GO): zinc ion binding; nucleic acid binding
Source: RefSeq, a predicted model, not a curated record